Trematomus bernacchii (emerald rockcod) is the source of this 1256-nucleotide messenger RNA. RefSeq names its product T-box transcription factor TBX19-like. Lineage: Eukaryota; Metazoa; Chordata; Actinopteri; Perciformes; Nototheniidae. Gene Ontology annotation, cellular component: nucleus. Gene Ontology annotation, biological process: mesoderm formation; regulation of transcription by RNA polymerase II; cell fate specification. Gene Ontology annotation, molecular function: RNA polymerase II cis-regulatory region sequence-specific DNA binding; DNA-binding transcription factor activity, RNA polymerase II-specific. The record is from RefSeq and is a predicted model, not a curated record.
AUGUUCCCGGUGCUCAGGGUCAGCGUCUCAGGUCUGGACCCCCGCUCCAUGUACUCUGUUCUUCUGGACUGUCCGGUGGACGGCUGUCGUUGGAAGUUCGUGAGCGGGAGUGGGUGUCGGGGGCGGGCGGAGGGGCGCGGCCAGGGGGGGGUCUACGUUCACCCCGACUCACCCAACUUUGGGGCGCAUUGGAUGAAGGGCGCCGUGACCUUCAACAAGGUCAAGCUCACCAACAAGGUCAACGGGGGGGGACAGAUGAUGCUGAACUCUCUCCAUAAGUACGAGCCUCAGCUCCACAUCGUGUGCGUCGGCUCUCUUCAUCGUCUCGUCUCCAAUGUUUCCUUCAGAGAGACGCAGUUCAUCGCCGUCACCGCCUACCAGAACGAGGAGAUCACGGCUCUGAAGAUCAAAUAUAACCCGUUCGCUAAAGCUUUCCUCGACGCCAAAGAGAGGAACCCGGGGGGGCGGGGCUUAAUGGAGACCCCGGAGAGUCUGGUUGGGAUCCAGCCCUGCUGGUCUCUGUGCCCCCCUGCAGGAGGCGGAGCUUUCCCUUACGUGACAUCACACCAUCACCACGGUUACAAACACCACGGUUACCCCGGGAGACACACACCUUACCCGCCCGCCUACCUGCAGCACCGCACACACUCCUCAGUGUGUUUGUCUGAAGGUGUUCAGGUGUUAUCAGACGGAUGGAGUAGCCCCGCCCCUCGUCCCUCCUCCACUUCUGUCCCUCCUCCUCACAGCCCCCCCCCUCACGGCUCCAGUCAGUUUCCCUGUCUGUGGGCGGUCGGAUGCAAUGAGCUAAGCCCCGCCCACUCUCCCUGCACCAAUCUACACGGACCAAUCAGCAGCGAGAGCCUCAUGCAGCCGCCCAAUCACACCCGAGUGGGCGGGGCCACCUGGCCUGUUGGUCCCGCCCACACCUUCUGAGGAGGCGUGUGAUUGGUUGAAUGGACGUGAAGCCUUCUUACUUCUUCUUUAAGUACAAAAAAAACUGCCAUAUAAUAUAUAUUAAUAUUAUUUUCCACCUUUACUCAAUUACAUUUUUCACAACUAUCAUAUACACAUUAUUUUUUAGAAUUUUAACAAUUUAAAUGUUGUUUUAAAAGACAAAAAAAUUCCUUUAUAUUCAAUUAAAUGUAUUAUUUUCUCCACAGUGUGAUAUGUGAAUGAUGCAUGUGUAUUUAUAUAUAUUAUCAUUCCCCACAGUAUCUGAGUAUUAUUAAAUACAUGUAAAUAUUACAGUUUUAUUC